GUGGUUAUGAUUCUGAGUGGCGGGUGAAAUAUGGGGAGCACUGUUUUGACAAGGAAGUAACUUAACUAAUGUUAGUUUAACAGCCUAUCUUCACCACGUUCAGCUUCAUUUGGCAGAUUAACGCGUCUUUGGGCUGAUAUAUUUAACGCUAUAUUUACUGGAGGCGGAGAAAAACCCCUACAAUCUCGGAGAGAAUGAGUGGCGUCUCACCCUCCAUGCAUGGGCUUGCCUGGGCAUGGUCUUCUCAGCGUGGACCGGUUUGGUGAUGUGAUUGAGUGCCAGCUAUGGAACUGGAGGCUGAGAUGAGGUGUCACAUUUAUGUUGUGACACUUCUACUCUCUGCUCUCUCCUUUCUCAUGCAAAGGAUAAAGAACUGAAAGGAAAAAAAAGAAAGGAGAGAAAAGGAUGGAGAGGGAAAGGAUGGAGAGAGAGAAGACGUAUGAAGAAGCCUUUACAGACCAGUAUGCAGAGGAUAAAGGGCGUGACGUGUCCACAGGAGAAGAUCAGGGAAGAAGGGAUUCUGAAAGGAUUUUGGAAACAGUUGGAGUGAUGACUGUGGAAACCAGGCCUGAAGACUUGAGGAGUAGGAAUACUGUCCAGUCACUGGAGGUGGAGAGUAGACCUGCUUGCAGUGCAGGUCAAUAUACAAAUGAAGUGGAAGAACUGGGAAAUGAUGCCAAACUGAAGACGGAACUUUUAGCAUCAAUACAAAAAGCUCAGCGAAUGCAGGCGGAGGAUAUGAACACAGCUGGAAAUGGAGAAAGCUUUCUUUUCCUUCUCUCUGCUCCUUCUACCUCUUCUUCCUCAUCAAGUCCUUUGCCCUCCACUCUCUUCUCUGCUCUCUCCAUCUCUUCCUCCUCUCCACAGCUGUCUCUCACUCCCCCUCUGCCCCCUUCAGUGGAGCUGGAUGCAGUGUUAGUGGAAGGCAGGCUGGUGUUGGAUGUGUACCGGGGCGGGGGGGCAGUGAUGCCCGCUCUGUGGGAGAGUGUACCCGAGCGGAUGAGGUGGCUGCAGUACGUUCGGCUGGGCUCUGAGGAUGAAGAGGCUCUGGAAGCAGCUCUCAGAGUAUUGCCCUUACUCACUCAACUACGCUCAUUAACCAUUCGAGGACACCGCUUCUAUGAUGCCCAAGGCGAUCCCCUCCCAGGCCUCCUGACCUCUCUCCCUCCCUCCAUCUCCUCUCUUUCACUCCUCGUUCACCUGGAUCUCUCCUUUAACCGCCUCUCCUCUCUGCCUGAUUGUUUGCUCUCUCUGCCGCACCUCUCAGAGCUGCUUCUCUGCCACAAUCAGCUGGUCAUGCUGCCAGAGGAGCUGGGUACUCUGGUGUCUCUGCAGAGGCUUAAUUUGCUGGGGAACAGGCUGGAAGCUCUGCCUCCAGGAGUGGGGCUUCUGCUAGAGCUACAAGAGCUAGACGUGUCUUUUAACCAGUUGGAUGGUCUGCCCGAGGAGCUCGGCCUGCUACACAAUCUGCAUACGCUGGAGCUCUCCAAUAACAAGCUCCAGAAAUUACCAGAGACCCUGGGUUCUUUACACUCACUGAGGGUCUUGUCAAUCCACAGUAAUGAGUUGCGGAACAUUCCUGAGUGCGUGAGGUCCCUCCCUCUGCUAAUCAGACUGGACGAUGGGAACAACCUGCUGGGUCGCCCCCCAACCCCACCACCACUCCCUCCUCCACCAGCAGCUCAGGUUGAGGCGCCAAUUCCGGAGCUUCACCUCGCAUUCGACCAGCACAGAUUUAUGUUAUCUCCUGCUGGAUGCCACGUGUUCAUUCCGGGAGGAGCAGAGCUCCUGUUUCCACGCGGAUGUGUUCAAAAGCUUACACCACUCAAGUGGGCUGAGAGGAAACCAGACAAGAAGUGGGUACAGCUGGAGGAGCAUGAUGUUCUACUGAGCCGUCCUUUAGAGCUCCUCCCACAUGGUGCUACAUUUGAAAAGCCUGUAGAAGUAUGCGUUCCCUAUCACAGGACUCGUAAAGGGGAGGUGGUAGUUCGGAGGUAUGAUGGGCGGUCCUGGAGUACAUUACUUACCAAGACGAGAAGAGGGAGCCAUAAGCACAGUAGCAGACCCCUGGGGCGACCUGCACGGCUUGCCUGCUGCAGUGUGACACAGUUCUCCUGGUUUGUGGCUGUUUCUCGUCCUGUCCGAGACAGUUGCCCUGUACCUUCAACCGGAGCGCUGCUUGUGUCUCGCUAUGACUCCGGGAUCAAACUCACCUUUCCUGCCAACUGCACAGCACAGACACGCAUCGUCACACUACAGGUGCUGCAGGUGGCGCUGUCUGAGCUACAGAUUUUAACUGGAGACCCCCAUGCCAGUGCCAGCCCCCUCCUCUGCCUUUCCCAAACCCCUAGCAUGCACUUCCUCCAACCAGUCAAAGUGCAGAUCCCCCUGCCUCCUGGACUCACUGGACACACAGUGGACAUGUCUCGUUUGCACUUGCUGCAUGGUGAUCCUGUAGCUCACACCUGGACUGAUGUAACAGCUCAAGUGUCUCUCUACAUCACACACCUCUAUGCCAUCUUUUCUGUAACACACUUCUCUUGGUACUGGCUGUGGUACACCACUCAGAGAUGCAUCAGUGGAGUGGUGAGGAAAGUGUAUCACAGACUAAAACAGUUCAGAGUUCAGUUUCUGGUGCUGCAGAGAAAAACAGACCUGGCACAGGUGCUGCUUCAGUGCCUACCAUCAGAUAAGGUAGAUGGUAGGUUAGCUUCUCUGGUAGAUCAGUAUGAUGGUCCUCAGCCAUCGGAUGUUUGUAACCUGCUGGAAGGCGAACAGUUUUUUGCAGGAUUUGAGAGGGGCAUUGACAUCAGUGCAGACCGACCAGACUGCAGUGAGGGCAGACUGGCCUUCACCUUCUACUCCCACCUGAAGAACAUCAAAGAGGUGUAUGUCUGUCCCACCGACAAACAAGAGGGCACUAUCCGAGGACAGGUUUCAUUCUAUAGAGGUGAGGUUCCCAGUGAUCUGCCAGAGGAAGUGGCACGGAAAAGGAAAGGCCAUGACAACCAAUGGAUGGCGACACUUCCUCUCAGACUUCCUGGUUCUGACUGUGAGGGCAGUUUGUAUUUGGAGAAGCAGUAUCCUCCUCUGAACCUGGGUGACCCAGAGAGUGGCUAUCUGACUGAGACCAACCUGCUGGCCAUUUCGUUACGCAUCAGCCAAGACUGGCGCUGCAUUGGCAUGAAUCUGGGCAUCAGCUACCAGGAGCUGGAUCGCAUCCAGUACAAACACAGAGACAACCUGGGAGCGCUGGUGUUGGAGAUGCUUUUCCAUUGGGCGAGAGCACAGCAGAAGGCCGGAACAGGGGCAGUCCCUCGACUGAUUGACGCGCUGGUGGAGAGCGGCAGACGGGACCUGGCAGAGGAAGUGGAGGACAUAGUGAAUCUGGGGAAGAGGAAGUACAUAGAGUCCCUAAAGAGAGUGGGCUUAGAGACAGAGAAACCAACAAGCUCUGCUCAAGCUGAACCAAGCUGACACACACAGGGGAGAGAAUAUCUCCUUACCUCCACAUAAUGUACACAGAAUCACACUAAGUGUGCAGGACACACAGACAGUGUAUAUAAUAAACAAUGGCAGAACUGUACAGUAUUUAUCACAAGCCUCAUCCACACCCACAAGCAGCGUCCAGCAGGGUGUCCCAAGGGGCUGGGUUCUCACUCUGUGUGUUGUUGCUAUGGCUGUGCUGCUGUUGGGCUGAAUCAGCUCCUCAGAGAGAUCUUGCUUAAACACACACUCUGACUUCAACUACCUGAGCCUUAAAGCAAUCUGCAAAACUACACAUACAGGUUUCCUGAACCACCUAGUGAAACUGGUACCUAAGCAGAAACUUGAACUCUUGUCAGGGUGACUGUUUUAUGACCGCUGUAUUUUCUGUAUAAUUUUAAACUCGUCUGGGAUGGCUAACCUGAAAGCACCAUAGCAAGGGCUGCACAAUAUUUAAAAAACUGACUAUUUAAUUUGCAAUAUUACGUUACAACAUACCAGACUUUUCACUAGAGGUCACCAAAAGUCAAUGAUCCAACAUGGCAUGACAUUACUAGUGCACUUCAUUUGUUUUUAAUAUUAGAGUAAAAUAAAUUAUAUUGGGCAGAUAUAAUCUGCCUGUGGUAAAAGAAUAGUGUGAUUUUUUUAAUUUAAUUUUUUUUACAUCAAGCUGAAAAAGUUUAUUAUUUAAUUUAAAUGUCCCUUACAACCUGGCCUGUCACAAUAACCGUUUUGGAAGAUAUAUUGGGUCUUUAUUUUAAUGGGAUAAACAAUAUUAUUGUUAUUUUAAGACCAUUGUAUUAACUCUUAAGCGAUUAACUUUUCAUUAUUUAGAAAAUAAAGACAUUAGAGUUAGAAUACAUAUACAGUUUUAGUCAAAAGACACAUCUCUUAUUUCAGUGUGUUUCUAUGAUUAUUACAUUGUAAAUUUAAUAUUGACGACAUUAUAGAUGUACAGCUGCACAUGCAGAAUUACUUUGUAAACAGAAAAUGUUAAACAAACCAGAACCACACUUAGCUUUGAGGACUGAUCUGCCCACUCUUGGUAUUUUAAUCUCAGUGUCUUCAUGAGGUUGAGUCGGAGUCGGAGUCUUGAAGGAUAUCCUGGACGUGCACAAUAAUAUUUGCUGCUUUUCCUUUACACUGUUCUCCAGCUCAUCCCAAAUCACCUCAAUCCAAUCUCAUUUGGGUUUAGAUCAGGGUCAAUAAAAACAUAAUUCCAUAAUUUCCCUUAAUUGUUUAUACCUUUGAAAUUAAACUACAAUGUAGAAAAUAAAGAAAAACAUUACAUAAAAAGGUGUGUCCAAACUUUAACUGGUAGUGUAUAUCAUUUUAAAUAUCUUAACACAAAUAAAAUAAAACAUCACUUGUUAAAAAUACUGUAAAAACUGGGCGAAAUUGUUUUGUAGUCCAUAUACUGAUAUGAUAAGUUGAUAGUGUAAUUAUUGUGACAGGCAUAACUUUUUUUUUUAUUAUAAUAUUAUGUUUAAUUAAUUUUUCCCAAUUUCUUCCCAAUUUACACAGCCAAUUACCCAACCCACUCAUGACAACCCCCCAUCUUCUGAUCCACUCGGCACCCAACAGGCAUAAUUUUACAUGACAUUUCACAUGCCUACUUUAUUAUGAUGAUGCUAAAGUAAAAUAUUGUGCAGCCCCAAUCUUAGCACUAAAAUUCUGUACACUAAACAUUGAUGUUAAUCUUAAAACUAAGAGGCUUUAUAGACAAAAUCAUCCAUAAAACCUUGAGACUUUUGGACCAAAACAGAAUAUGUUUGUUUAUGUAUUUGUAAUUAUUUAAUGCCAGCCUGUCUGGAUAUUUUAAGGAAAUGGACUGAAUAAUGUUUAUUAACACACUUAUAAAUUUGCUCAUUAAUAAAUGUGCAGUCUAGUGUU
Messenger RNA from Astyanax mexicanus (Mexican tetra), 5379 nucleotides. It is a transcript of the gene pidd1, whose product is annotated as p53-induced death domain protein 1. The record is from RefSeq and is a predicted model, not a curated record. Lineage: Eukaryota; Metazoa; Chordata; Actinopteri; Characiformes; Acestrorhamphidae. Gene Ontology annotation, biological process: apoptotic process; signal transduction; DNA damage response. The coding region runs from base 406 to 3477 and encodes 1023 amino acids. The transcript is spliced from 16 exons. Gene Ontology annotation, molecular function: protein binding.